CAUAUGUAGUAGCCGGUCGCGUCGUAGCCUAGUGUCUUACUGUGGUGGUGAAGGCGAGAGUUUUGUGGCUCAUUAAUAGAGAUGGGUGUUCCCGCCUUCUUCCGGUGGCUCUCCAGGAAGUAUCCAUCAGUAAUUAUAGAAUGUGUUGAAGACAAGCAAUAUAAUACUGACGAUGGCAAGCAAAUACCUCAAGACACUUCGAAGCCCAAUCCAAAUGGGGUUGAAUUUGACAACUUAUAUCUUGACAUGAAUGGUAUUAUACAUCCGUGUACACAUCCAGAAGACAGACCAGCACCUAAGAAUGAAGAUGAGAUGAUGGUUGCAAUAUUUGAGUGUAUUGACCGUCUAUUUGCAAUUGUUCGUCCACGUAAACUCUUGUAUAUGGCCAUUGAUGGAGUGGCCCCUAGAGCCAAGAUGAACCAACAGAGAUCCAGAAGAUUCCGAGCCUCAAAAGAAGCCAUUGAAAAGAAAGUAGAAGUGGCUCGCAUAAGACAGGAACUCCUAGAUAAAGGUUUUAAUCUUCCUCCCGAAAAACCCAAGGAAUCACAUUUUGACUCCAACUGUAUCACCCCUGGCACACCCUUCAUGGAUCGCCUCUCAAAAUGUCUGCAUUAUUAUGUACAUGAACGACUCAACACAGAUUCAGGCUGGAGGGGUGUUAAGGUUAUCCUUUCGGAUGCUAAUUGUCCUGGUGAAGGCGAACACAAGAUCAUGGACUACAUCAGGCGUCAGCGUGCCCAGCCUGACCAUGACCCAGACACCCAGCACUGUCUCUGUGGUGCUGAUGCUGAUCUCAUCAUGUUAGGCCUGGCCACACAUGAAGCAAAUUUUACCAUAAUUCGAGAAGAGUUCAAGCCUAACAAGCCAAAACCAUGUGAAAUAUGCGGACAACUUGGUCAUGAGUUGAAGGAGUGUGUUGGUGUAGCUGAAGGCACAGAAGUUGACUGUGAAAAAGUGUUUGAAGAGACAAGAUUUAUCUUUGUACGCUUAAAUGUGCUGCGUGAGUAUCUGGAGAGAGACCUGGCGAUGCCGAAUCUACCAUUCAAGUAUGACUUUGAUCGAGCCAUCGAUGACUGGGUGUUCAUGUGCUUCUUUGUUGGAAAUGAUUUCCUUCCUCACCUGCCGUCCCUUGAGAUCCGUGAAAAUGCUAUCGAUCGCUUGGUGCGUCUCUAUAAGGAUUGCUGCUACAAAACUGGUGGCUGGCUGACAGAUAGUGGAGCUGCCAACAUGGAACGUGUACAAAUGAUUCUGCAAAAUCUUGGUAAAGUAGAGGAUGAGAUAUUUAGAGCAAGACAGAAACGAGAGUUAGAGUUCAGAGCAAGAGACAAGAGGAAGAAAAGAGAUGAAAAAAUGGAAAAGGAAGCUGCCAAUAGGUUUAAGAAUCAAACGGGUCAAGGAGCUUUCGCUGUUAUGAGGGCCGGGGACACUUCAGUGGCACAUGGAGCAAGAAGUUUUAUAAUGGAGCAACGAUAUUCUAAUAUGAAUACUGGAGAAAACCGCGGUAUGAAGCGAACCAUAGACAAUGUUGAGUCAGAUGACGAAGAUGAAGUGCCAGAUGAAGUAAGACUGUAUGAGGACGGAGCCAAAGACCGCUACUAUGAGUCCAAGUUUGAGGUGAACCCUGACAACUAUGAAUUCAGGAAACUAGUUGCAGAUGAAUAUGCCCGUGGUCUAUGCUGGGUAUUGAAGUACUACUACCAGGGCUGUGUAUCAUGGGACUGGUAUUUCCCAUACCACUAUGCACCCUUUGCUUCAGAUUUUUCUAAUUGUGCAAAGGCAAAUGUCAAUUUUGACAUUGGGGAGCCAUUCAACCCCCUGGAACAGCUCAUGGGUGUGUUUCCUGCAGCAAGUCGUGACCACGUCCCAGAACCUUGGGGCAGGUUGAUGUUGGAUCCAGAAUCAGUUAUCAUUGAUUUUUAUCCAGAAGACUUCAAAAUUGACUUAAAUGGCAAGAAAUUUGCCUGGCAAGGUGUUGCACUCUUGCCAUUUGUUGAUGAGAAAAGAUUAAAGAAAGCCUUGAAUUCAGUGUAUGAUAUGUUAACUCAAGAAGAAAGACGACGUAAUAAGAGAGGUGACGACCGUUUGUACGUCAGUGUUCAGCACGAAGCAUUUGGCCAACUGACAGACAUGUAUCGUAUGGGAAUGAACCAUAAUACAGAGGUCCCAAUAGCUGGCAAAGAAUAUCAAGGCAUGCAGGGAUCUGUUCUGUUGGCGACCGAUGCUGUUGAGCCUAAUGGUGUCUUGCGAGCCCCUGUUAGUGGGUUGGAUGAUGUCAAAAACAAUCAGGUGGUGACUGUCAGAUUCCGUGACCCAAAAUAUUCUGAAGGCUUUGUAUUCCCAGCCAGAAAGCUUGAGAAGGCAAAGGAACCUCCUCGUGUCCUCAAAAGCCAGGAUUUGUCUGCAAGUGAAUCAAGAAAUUACUAUCCUCAAAUUGGUUUCAACAGGAAUAUGCCCAGAGCAUCCCUAAAUGACUCUGGCCACAGAGCUCUUGGCCACCUCCUGCCGAACCUUCAUGGUGGAGGGCUGUACAGCAACAACGUGCCGCUUCUGCAGGGCGCCCGAGGAGGGCAAGGGCUUCUAGGAGCAAGUCCAGGACUUCUUCCAACACCACCAAGACCUGGGGGCUUCAUGGGACCAAGUGCAGGUGGCCCGGGAUCUUUCUUUGGUCCGGGGCUAGGAGGUCAAGGAGGCCUUCUUGGAACAGGGUCAGGACAAGGGGGCCUCCUAGGAUCAGGACCUGGAGUGCAAGAAAAUCUUUCAAGAUCAAGAUACGAAGGCCAAGAAAAACCUCCAGGGUCAUCACUAGGGCAAAGAAAUCCAACUAAAACUGGAAAGGGACGUGGAGGCCUACUUGGACUGGGACCACAACAAGAAGGUUUAUUAGGAAAUGGACCCCAGCAAGGAUGGUCGUACGGUUCAGAACCACAGGGCAACCAACAGGGAGGUCUGCUUGGGUCAGGUCCUGAACAGGAUGACAUGCAUGGAAGGGGUAACCAAAUGGGAGGUCUUUUAGGAUCAGAACCACACCAUGAAGAUAUGUAUGGAAGGGGAAGCCAACUAGGAUCAAUGCCACAACUUGAGAGUAGAUAUGGAAGGGUUAACCAAAAGGGAAGCUUACUAGGAUUCUCCCCACAACAGGAAGAUACAUAUGGUGGGGGACCAAAACAGGGAGGUCUUUUGGGGUCAGGACCUCACACAGGAAAUGUGUACAAAACAAACUUUGAAGAGGGAAGCCUGCUUGGACCAGGACCAAAUGAAGACUAUUAUGAGUCGGACAUGGAACAAGGAGGACUUCUCGGCAUGUCCCCACCUAUGAGUCACCACGUGAAUCGUGGAAGAGGUGGGGGCCAGUACAGCAAUGUGCCUCCUCCCCAAGGCGGCCGUGGAAGAGGUUUUGGUGGUAGAGGAGGGAAUAGAAGCCUCCUUGGGACACCACCAGCUGCUAACUUCCCAAUGAUGAGUCAGUCUUCAAAUUACCACAGUUCUCGUGGAAACAGUUACAGUAGUGGUUCAGGAGGGUACAGCGGAGGAAGGCAAAAUCAGAGCCACAAUGGUGGUGGCUACAACAGCCACAGAAGUCAGGGAGGCUACAGCAGUACUCAGAGACAAGGAACAGGAAGUUACGGCUACAGUUCAGGAAAUAACAGAUCCGGUUCGGGUGGAGGAGGAGGCGGAGGCGGAGGCGGUUACAACUCUUCAGGUCAUAGCUACAGCUCAGGUGGAAACUACAACAGGAAUAACAACAGGAACUACAACUCACAACAGGGAGGCAGAGGAAGAGGUGGUGGUGGUGGAGGUGGAGGUGGGGGAUAUUAUACAUCAAAUAAUUAAAUAAAAGGAGUUGUGCUCAGAAAUGAGUUACAGCACAAGUUGGUUCAAGAUAUGGAGAAAGUGUAGUAAAGAAAUGUUAUUAAGUAGGUGGAAUGGUAUGUUGAUUUGUCAUCUGUUAUGUACUUGUUGUCAAGUCCAGCAACAAAAUCAAUAUUUCCAUUUUUCUUGAUGUCUGCAACUUACUCUGUACUUAGUGCAUAUAAGAAUUGGUAUAAUACAUGUCAAAGUAUUUUAAUUCAGUAUCCUCUAAUUCAUUGCUGUUUUAUGAGGGGGUUAUAUUACAUAUAAGACAAGGAAAAUAUUAGUAUUUUGUGAUAUUCUUUUGGUCAAGUAUGUCAAAUCAGUGGUUGGCAUUAUUGGCUUGUGCAAUGUGUUCCAUACAGGUGGCUCUUUUUGUUAAAAAAUAAGGUGCAAGCAGCAUGUUAGAAUUCAUGACGACUGCAACAACAUGUACCAGAUAUUUGUUUAGUGCUGUUUAAUUUGAUAACAUUUUAUAAUGUAUAUAUGGCCUCUGAACUGAAACUCUGAAUAAUAUAUGUUUUAUCAUUAUCUCAAGUUUAUAUGAUAACUUGUCUAAUUUUCUAAUUAUUCGGUACCAGACAUUUUACUCUCGCCCACUUUUUGACAUUGCUCUACUUUACGAGACUCAAAAUGUGUAGCGAAAACAAAUGUUGAAUACUGCAAGUAAAUAGCACUGCUUUUUAUAUAUAUUAUUGUAAAAUACCUGGAAGACUGAAGCUAGUCUCUUGAUAUUUUGUGUAUACUUGUUGAAAAACUGUGAAUUAAGUUCAUGGUCAAACAAUAAUUUCUGGUUAUUGAAGUACUGUAUGAUUAGUUAGUUUUGAAUGAACAACAGCUCCAGGUUAGGUAAAUAGUUUCAUAUAUAAAUAUAUAUGAGCAUGAAUUUUGUGUAAUCGAAACAAAAAUAGAAGGAAUAUAUCUUACUUGGCGCAAAGUUUUGUAAAUUAUGCCUAGACAUUGGAGGGUACAAUAAGGACUGGACUGUUAUGAUACUGUACCAGUGUGAACGUGUGGUCACAUCUUCACCUGUUUUUCUUAUAAAGAAUUACCACUUUUCUGUACCAUAUUUUUAGUGUACAUGAUUAGUACAAAACUUUGUAAAUUAAUUAAAGUGUAUUCUUUCCUA
Molecule: messenger RNA, 4978 nt
Organism: Homarus americanus (American lobster)
Lineage: Eukaryota; Metazoa; Arthropoda; Malacostraca; Decapoda; Nephropidae
Gene: Rat1
Product: 5'-3' exoribonuclease 2 homolog
Exons: 18
Coding region: 82-3831 (1249 amino acids)
Biological process (GO): nuclear-transcribed mRNA catabolic process
Cellular component (GO): nucleus
Molecular function (GO): 5'-3' RNA exonuclease activity; RNA binding
Source: RefSeq, a predicted model, not a curated record